AAUACAAAACAUCCCUUCCUCUCUGUUCUGAGACUUUCUAUGACUCAGACAUAGCUGCGUAGUGGCUUCUGCAACUUCUGUUUCACCUCUCAAUUGUCACCUGACUCCAAAACCCAACUUGUGAGUAACACCACAUUUUUUUAUCACGUAUUCUUAAUUCUUUAUCGAGGAAAUUCACAUUCUUGUGCUUUGAAGAGAGUCUUUUGGAGUAUUGUCGUCAAAGAUAACAACUUUGUUGUUGUGUUGGGUGUUGGGAUAAAGCGGAUUUGGUUUUGGCAUUUUUGUGUUGAUAUUGUGGCUUGGAUUUGUUUUUUUGUUUUUGUUACUGUUCUGUGGUGGUGAUCUUGGAAGUUUCUGAUGCCAGUAAAGGUAGAGAACCAUAGGGCCUUUUGGUCAAGUUCAACACUUAAUUGGCGUUUUGGGUUGCUCACGGCUUUUGUUUUGGUUGGCAUGGUUGUGGUUUGGAGUGUUGAUGGCUGCACUGUUAGGAACAUCAUUGAAGCUUGGAGGUAUCCAGUUUAUUCUAAGAACUCUAGUAGGGUAUCUGAAAAGCUUGACAAAACCCCAAUAAAGCCUGAAGUUCAGGGGCAUUCAACUUGGCUUUCGAGUGAGUUAGAGCCCAGCUUUACUUCAAAUCUUCUAGCUCGGUGGUUAGCUCCUGGAGGAGUUCCUUGUAAAGAUUCUAAGACAGUGGGAAUUUCAAUUCCUGGGUUGGAUGGUGGGAAAGUGAUAGAGCUAUCAGCUGGGGAUGUACAUGAAUUUGAUUUUCAAGCAUUGGAUGAUUCAGGGAAACCUCGCUGUUUAGGUGGGGAUUACUUUGAGACUGAUCUUUCAGGGGAAUCAUGGAAAUCUAGGCCUCUGGUGAAAGAUUUCAGUAAUGGUUCUUACUCCAUUUCGCUUCAAGUUCAUCCAGAUUUUGAUGGGGUUUACAAUCUCACUAUAAUUCUUCUUUAUAGACACUUUGAAGGUCUGAAAUUCACUCCUUGGCGAUUUGUCUAUGAUCGAGUUCUUUGCAAUAUUGCAAUCAGAUUCUACAAAAGCAGUGCCCAGCUACCAGAACUGCAGACUUGCAAAGCUUCUGAUUUUGGCAAGGAUGUGUGGUGUGGAAGGUGGACAAGGCAUGGCAAGAAUGAUGAUUGCCAAAUAGGUAAUGAUGGUAGGUACAGAUGCUUAGCACCAGAUUUUCCUUGUAAAGCUCCAUGGUGUGAUGGUUCCUUGGGACUUCUAGAGAGUAAUGGUUGGGUGUACUCAACCCACUGCUCAUUCAAGAUGUAUUCAGCUGAGUCUGCUUGGAAGUGCUUGAAGAAUCGGUGGAUUUUCUUCUGGGGUGAUUCAAAUCAUGUUGACACAAUACGUAAUAUACUCAAUUUUAUUUUAGAUUUGCCUGAAAUACAUUCUGUUCCCAGAAGAUUUGAUAUGAACUUUUCUAAUCCUAAAGACCCUUCUCAAACAGUUAGGAUUACAAGUAUUUUCAAUGGGCAUUGGAAUGAAACAAAAAACUAUCUAGGAUUGGAUUCUCUGAGAGAUGAAGGGUUUCAAAAUCUGUUAAAGAAAUACUUCUCAAAAGGCACAAUCCCAGACACUGUGAUCAUGAACUCCGGCUUGCACGAUGGUGUUCGCUGCCGUAACAUAAGAGCAUUUUCUGUUGGAGCAGACUAUGCAGCUUCAUUCUGGGCAGGUGUUAAGAUGACAGUGAGACAAAGGGGCUUAGCAUGGCCAAGAGUCUUUUACCGAACCACAAUUGCAACUGGUGGAUAUGCAAGGUCUCUAGCAUUUAAUCCUAACAAAAUGGAGGUGUUCAACAGAGUGUUCAUAGAGAAAUUGAAGAAAACUGGCAUUGUAACUGGCGUGAUUGAUAACUUUGAUAUGACAUUUCCAUGGCAUUUUGAUAACCGAUGUAAUGAUGGAGUUCACUAUGGAAGGGCUCCUGCAAAGAUGAAGUGGCGAGAUGGCCAAAUUGGUCAUCAGUAUUUUGUGGAUCUCAUGUUAGCUCAUGUUCUUCUCAAUGCAAUAUGUGCAAGAUAGCCAGGGAGUAUCAGUUAGAAGAGAAGAGAAAAUCGGAACAAAAAACUUGCCUCCAAAGUGGCACUUGAUGGAAGUGUAGGCAUACCCUAUAGAAUAAUGCAUACCAUAGCAUGUGCUUGGAUAAAGACUAUUGAGGUAGCCUCCACCAUGUUGGGACUUACUUUUUCCAUAAAAUUAGUUUUAGUAUUCUUUCUUGUUCAUAGAUUUGUAAGCACGAGUUAUGUAUACAAGAGUUCCACUUGUAGAUUAGCAGGGGAUUUAUAUUCCUCAAGACACAUUAUUCUAUGGAUGAUCAA
Messenger RNA from Gastrolobium bilobum, 2321 nucleotides. RefSeq lists its product as uncharacterized. Bases 358 to 2025 code for a protein of 555 amino acids. The record is from RefSeq and is a predicted model, not a curated record. The transcript has 2 exons. NCBI's taxonomy places the organism in Eukaryota, Viridiplantae, Streptophyta, Magnoliopsida, Fabales, Fabaceae.